Molecule: messenger RNA, 1326 nt
Organism: Ricinus communis (castor bean)
Lineage: Eukaryota; Viridiplantae; Streptophyta; Magnoliopsida; Malpighiales; Euphorbiaceae
Product: cytochrome c-type biogenesis protein CcmE homolog, mitochondrial
Exons: 1
Coding region: 289-1053 (254 amino acids)
Biological process (GO): cytochrome complex assembly; protein-heme linkage
Cellular component (GO): plasma membrane
Molecular function (GO): heme binding
Source: RefSeq, a predicted model, not a curated record
UGAACGAAGAUACAUCAUGCCUGGCAGAGUGGUAGUGAUGUGAGAUUGUGGCAUGAACGGUGAUGACGUGAUUGGUAACGAGAAUGUAACGACAUCGUUUUAUAAUUGGUAAACGGAAACGAUUUCGAUGGUCUUUUCGCUCGAAACUUCAAUUAGCCGCCUUAGUCUUUCCCUUUCUUUCACAAAAACCCCAAAUACAAAAACCCCUACCGGCCAACUACUUUUCCGACUUCUACUCGAAAAUUUUCGCUCACUUUUUCGAGAAACAAACAAAACAAACACAAAAGGAUGGCCUUUCGUUUCUCUCUUCACCGCCUCAGAUCCCACCUCCUCCGCACGAAAACCACCAGAUUAUUCGAAUAUGGUUCCCCAAUCCUCUCCGCGACAAUCAAAAGUUCAAAUCCGUUAAUUCUGUCUCCAGUUUCAGAUCUCACUACGAUCUCUAGCUUACGUUUCUUCUCCACAGCUCGCCGCAACCCGACCCGAUCUAAAAUAGAUAUCGGAGCCCGAGCUCGUCAACUCCAAACCCGAAGACUCUGGACCUACGCAUUAACAUUCAGUUGCAUAGCAGGUUUCAUAGUAAUUGUAAUAAACAAUUUCCAAGAUCAGAUGGUGUUUUACAUAACCCCAACAGACGCUAUGGAAAAAUACAAAACAAACCCAGAAAAAAACAAGUUUAGAUUAGGUGGGUUGGUUCUUGAAGGGAGUGUAGCACAACCUGCUACAUCACCUGAAAUGGAGUUUGUUAUAACAGAUUUAGUGACUGAUAUUUUGGUAAGGUAUCAAGGAUCGUUGCCAGACUUGUUUAGAGAAGGCCAUUCUGUUGUCGUAGAAGGGUUUGUGAAGCCUUUAACAGAGGAAUUAAAGAAGGAUGGAAAUGCUAAUAGUGUUUCAGGGAAAGCCAGAAGUGGUGAGUGUUUUUUCAAGGCUACGGAGGUUUUGGCUAAGCAUGAUGAGAAGUAUAUGCCUAAAGAAGUUGCUGAUGCUAUUGAGAAGAAUAAGAAGCUGUUGGCUGAAGCUGCUGCUGAAGGAACUGAAGCCAAAGUCGACUAACCCGUAGUAAUGGUAUGCUACCAUUCUAAUUUUUUGGAUAUAUGCUAUAGUUGAAAGCUGGUGGAUUAAUUGGUGAAAUUUUGAUCUUUUUUGGUAAUGUAGUAAUAUUUGGUUUUUAUUAUACACAUUGAAGUGAGAGUUUGUGCUCAUAAUUGUUCAAGUCAGGCUACAUUUAGUCUUGAGAGAGAGAGAAUUGGAUUACUUGAUGUUGUAAUUGCACAUUCAUUCUAGUUAACUGAGUAAUGAAUAAUGCCACCAAUGAAUAUGAGGAUA